AAAACGAUAAAGACGGCUGGCCUACAUUUCCCGGAAACAGAGAUUAAGUCAUGGCGGCCGUGUCUGUGUCUUCUCGCGGAGGUUUCAGUUUCGAAAACUGUAAAAGGAAUGCUUUACUAGAAGCCAAGCUUGGUUGUAGCUUCCCCUUGGCUCGCAAAACUGGAACAACAAUUUGUGGGGUCGUGUAUAAGGAUGGAGUAGUUCUGGGAGCAGAUACUAGAGCAACAGAAGGAAUGGUAGUCGCAGAUAAGAACUGCUCUAAGAUCCACUACAUCUCUCCUAACAUCUACUGUUGUGGAGCUGGUACAGCAGCAGACACUGAGAUGACAACUCAGCUGAUCUCAUCUAAUUUGGAGUUACAUUUACUCUCCACCAACCGCCUUCCAAGGGUAGCCACUGCCAAUCGCCUGCUUAAGCAGAUGCUCUUUAGAUACCAAGGUUAUAUUGGAGCAGCACUGGUGUUGGGUGGGGUUGACUGCAGUGGUCCUCACCUGUACAGCAUCUACCCCCAUGGCUCAACAGAUAAGCUACCCUUCGUCACCAUGGGCUCAGGAUCCCUGGCUGCUAUGGCUGUUUUUGAAGAUCGAUACAGACCCAACAUGGAGGAAGAGGAGGCAAAGGAUUUGGUUCGUGAUGCAAUAGCAGCAGGUAUUUUUAACGACCUGGGCUCUGGAAGCAACAUUGACCUGUGUGUGAUUACUAAAGGCAAGGUAGACUACUUAAGACCACACACUGAGGCCAACAAGAAGGGUAUCAGAACUGGUGACUACAAGUACAAGCGUGCCACUACAGCUGUUCUUUCGAAGGCAGUGUCUCCACUCCAACUUGAGAUGCUGGAGGAGAGCGUGCAGACAAUGGACACUUCCUGAAGAUACAGCACCGACCCUUGACCUUAUUACGGAACCUAUUUAGUUUCUUGCAUGUGGAAAUGUUUUAGCCACUGUUGAAAUAAAUUCACUGUAAAGAG
Trichomycterus rosablanca is the source of this 967-nucleotide messenger RNA. RefSeq names its product proteasome 20S subunit beta 7 (gene psmb7). The coding region runs from base 51 to 869 and encodes 272 amino acids. Gene Ontology annotation, molecular function: threonine-type endopeptidase activity. Lineage: Eukaryota; Metazoa; Chordata; Actinopteri; Siluriformes; Trichomycteridae. The record is from RefSeq and is a predicted model, not a curated record. The transcript is spliced from 8 exons. Gene Ontology annotation, cellular component: proteasome core complex.